AUGCACUUAAUUCCACGCGAAAUCGACAAGCUCGUUAUCUCGCAGCUGGGAUUGCUGGCCCAGCGUCGACUUGCACGAGGAGUCAGGCUGAACCAUUCUGAAGCGUGUGCUCUUAUUGCCAACAAUCUCCAAGAACUCAUUCGCGAUGGCAACCACAAUGUCGCGGAUCUCAUGUCGAUCGGCACGACGAUGCUGGGGCGGCGACACGUGCUGCCUGCCGUUGUGUCGACCUUGAAGCAGAUCCAGGUCGAAGGCACCUUUCCCCAGGGAACCUACCUCGUUACCGUCCAGGCCCCAAUUAGCAGCGAUGAUGGAGAUUUGAACAAGGCGCUAUACGGGAGUUUCCUCCCAAUCCCCGACGCGGACCUAUUCAAAGUACCAGACGAUGAGGAGUGCACGGCUGAGAAGAUGCCUGGCGCAGUCAUCGCUGUCAAAGGAAAGAUCGCGAUCAAUAAAGGGCGGAAGAGAAUCCAGCUCAAGGUCACAAACUAUGGUGAUCGACCAGUACAGGUCGGAUCCCACUACCACUUUAUCGAGACGAACCCCCAUCUCGAAUUCGAUCGCAUAAGAUCCUAUGGAUAUCGACUGGAUAUAGCCGCAGGAACAUCUAUCCGUUUCGAGGCAGGCGACGAGAAGACGGUAACUCUAGUGGAGAUUGCCGGACGCAAAAUCGUACGCGGCGGCAAUAACAUCGCUUCGGGGGUCUUCGACUUGUCUCGCACAGAUGAGAUUUUGAAGAAUAUUGAAGCGGGCAACUUUCGAAACAUUCUCGAGCCCGCAGGCGACGCGGAUCACAUCAAGCCCUUCGAGCUUGAUAGAUCUGUAUAUGCAUGCAUGUUUGGUCCCACGGUGGGCGACAAGAUCAGACUCGGCGACACCGACUUGUGGAUAAAGGUAGAGAAAGACCUGACAUCAUAUGGCGACGAAUGCAAGUUCGGCGGCGGCAAAACUCUGCGAGAUGGUAUGGGCCAAGCCACUGGCGAGUCUGAUGGGGAUUCAUUGGAUCUUGUCAUCAUCAACGCCCUUAUUGUUGAUUGGAGUGGUAUUUAUAAAGCAGAUAUCGGCAUCAAGAACGGAUUCAUCUCCGGCAUUGGGAAGGCAGGCAGUCCCGAUGUGAUGAAAGGGCUCACGGAGGGAAUGAUUGUCGGUUCCUGCACGGAUGUUAUGGCCGGCGAAGGGAUGAUUGUCACAGCCGGAGGAAUUGAUACCCAUAUUCACUAUAUCUGCCCUCAGCAGGCUUCUGAGUGCAUGGCAACUGGAGUCACCACGCUUCUCGGAGGCGGCACCGGGCCAACAGCUGCCACGACCGCGACGACUUGCACGCCGGGCAAGAACAACAUGCGGGAUAUGUUGCAGGCUUUGGAUGCGAUGCCCCUGAACUACGGUAUCACUGGUAAAGGUAAUGACAGCGAUCCAAAGGCUCUUCGUGAGCAAGUCGAAGCAGGAGCUUGUGGUCUUAAGCUCCACGAAGAUUGGGGUUGCACCCCGGCUGCGAUUGACUCUUGUCUUACCGUGUGCGACGAGUACGACGUCCAGUGUUUGAUCCAUACCGAUACCCUUAACGAGUCUGGCUUUGUGGAGUCUACCAUUGCUGCAUUCAAAGAUCGCGCUAUUCACACUUACCACACCGAAGGAGCAGGUGGCGGACACGCCCCCGAUAUCAUCAGUAUAGUUGAGUAUGACAACGUCCUUCCAAGUUCUACGAACCCAACGAGGCCAUUCACGAGGAACACCUUGGAUGAGCAUCUGGACAUGGUUAUGGUUUGCCAUCAUCUUAGCAAGAAUAUUCCGGAAGAUAUUGCGUUUGCAGAGUCGCGAAUUCGCGCUGAGACAAUUGCAGCUGAGGAUGUGUUACACGACAUGGGAGCUAUCAGUAUGAUGUCCUCAGACUCGCAGGCGAUGGGCCGCUGCGGAGAGGUCGUUCUCCGAACCUGGAACACGGCUCAUAAGAACAAGGUGCAGCGCGGAUUUUUGAAGGAGGAUGAGGGAACAGACGCGGAUAACUUUAGAGUAAAGAGAUAUGUCAGCAAGUAUACGAUUAACCCAGCCCUUGCCCAAGGGAUGAGCCACCUCCUUGGUAGCGUCGAGGUGGGCAAGUUAGCAGAUCUUGUGAUCUGGGACCCAGCGUGGUUUGGCACGAAGCCAACAAUGGUCGUCAAGAGCGGUCUAAUCAGUUAUUCCAUGAUGGGCGACCCCAACGCGUCCAUCUCGACCGUGCAGCCCGUUAUCGGGCGCCCCAUGUUCGCGCCCCACGUUCCUUCCACAUCUGUGCUCUUUGUUUCGCAGGCGUCGAUUGACUGCGGUAACAUUGAGUCGUAUGGCUUGAAGAAGCGCGUGGAGGCUGUGAAGGGGUGCAGGACGGUCAGGAAGAAGGAUAUGAAGCAUAAUUCUGAGAUGCCGAAGAUUCAUGUUGAUCCGGAGAAUUAUAGGGUCGAGGCGGAUGGCGUGCAUUGCACGGCUGAGUCUUCGACAGAGUUGCCGCUGACGCAGGCGGUGUUCGUAUUUUAA
Molecule: messenger RNA, 2508 nt
Organism: Pseudogymnoascus destructans
Lineage: Eukaryota; Fungi; Ascomycota; Leotiomycetes; Thelebolales; Thelebolaceae
Gene: URE1
Product: Urease
Exons: 6
Coding region: 1-2508 (835 amino acids)
Biological process (GO): urea catabolic process
Cellular component (GO): urease complex
Molecular function (GO): nickel cation binding; urease activity
Source: RefSeq, a predicted model, not a curated record